Molecule: messenger RNA, 992 nt
Organism: Lycium barbarum (goji berry)
Lineage: Eukaryota; Viridiplantae; Streptophyta; Magnoliopsida; Solanales; Solanaceae
Product: abscisic acid receptor PYL4-like
Exons: 1
Coding region: 94-729 (211 amino acids)
Biological process (GO): abscisic acid-activated signaling pathway
Cellular component (GO): nucleus; cytoplasm
Molecular function (GO): abscisic acid binding; signaling receptor activity; protein phosphatase inhibitor activity
Source: RefSeq, a predicted model, not a curated record
GACUACAUGUAUAUAAAUCAUCAUCUUCAUUCUCAUCUCUCUCUUUAUUCUCUUACCAAAAAGCACAACAAAGAAAACUAAAAAGAGAUAGAGAUGACUUCCACACUUCAACACCACCGUAUCAACCACCAUAACACCACCACCACACUCCCCGGAAACUUCCACAAACAACAACAUAAUAUCUCUGUCCCCAACAACAACAACAACAACCAAUGUUAUUCCACCAUAGUACAAUCCAUAUCCGCCUCCAUCGAUACCGUGUGGUCCAUUAUCCGCCGAUUCGACACCCCGCAAACCUACAAACAGUUCCUCAAAAGCUGCCACGUCAUCGUCGGGGACGGAAAAGACCCCGGUUCCCUGAGGGAAGUUCAUGUCAUUUCCGGUCUCCCAGCGGCUUCGAGCAUCGAAAGGCUAGAAAUUCUAGACGAUGAGAAGCAUGUUAUGAGUAUUAGUAUUGUCGGUGGGGAGCACCGGUUGAGUAAUUAUCGGUCGGUGACGACGCUUCAUCGGACGGUGGAGGAGGAUGGAGGUGACGGUGAAGGGACGGUGGCUGUGGAAUCUUACGUUGUGGAUGUACCACAUGGGAAUACUAAGGAAGAUACGUGUGUGUUUGUUGAUACUAUUGUACGUUGCAAUUUGCAAUCUUUAGCGCAAAUAGCGGAGAAUUUGGAGAAAACUAAGUAUACAACGACAACAAGUAAUGCCCGUACUUUUACCAGUAAGGGCUGAGGAGGGUAGGUUAUACGCAGAUCUUAUCCCUACUUUUUGGGUAAGGAAGCUGUUUAUACUCUCUCACAUGUCAAAAGAAGUAAUCAAUGGACGAUUAAAAGGCUACGAGAAUCGAGAGGCUCGAAAUUCUAGACGACGAGAAGCAUGUCAUGAGCAUUAGUAUAGUAGGUGGGGACCACCGGUUGAAUAAUUACCGGUCGGUGACGACGCUUCAUCUGGCGGUGGCGGUGGAGUCUUGCGCUAUGGAUGUACCACAUGGGAAU